GCAACCUGGUUCUGGUCGUGCUGAGCCUGUGGCCAGAUCACGUCUUUGCCCCUGGCCCACCUCCCGGUCCCCCACGAGCCUCCCCAGACCCUCGAGCCGAGCUGGACAGCGCCGUCCUCCUGACCAGAGCUCUCCUGGCCGACACUCGGCAGCUCGCAGCACAGCUGAAAGACAAGUUCCCAGCUGACGGGGACCACAGCCUGGACUCGCUGCCCACCUUGGCCAUGAGCGCAGGGACGCUGGGAGCCCUGCAGCUGCCUGGCGUGCUGAUAAGGCUGAGGGCCGAUCUUCUGUCCUACCUACGCCACGUGCAGUGGCUGCGCCGGGCGGGUGGCCCUUCCCUGCGGACUCUGGAGCCCGAGCUGGGGGGCCUGCAGGCCCGGCUGGACCGGCUCUUGCGCCGUCUACAGCUCUUGAUGUCCCGCCUGGCCCUGCCCCAGGCGCCCCCAGACCCUCCGGCGCCCCCGCUGGCCCCUCCGUCCUCCGCCUGGGGCGGCAUCAGGGCGGCGCACGCCAUUCUGGGGGGGCUACAUCUCACGCUUGACUGGGCCGUGCGGGGACUGCUGGUGCUGAGGACCCGGCUGUGACCCCUGGACCCAGAGCCUUGAUCGUCCUUGAAGCCAGAUCUUAUUUAUUUAUUUAUUUCGGGACUGGGGGCGUGGCGGCCAAGGGACC
Molecule: messenger RNA, 675 nt
Organism: Elephantulus edwardii (Cape elephant shrew)
Lineage: Eukaryota; Metazoa; Chordata; Mammalia; Macroscelidea; Macroscelididae
Gene: IL11
Product: interleukin 11
Exons: 4
Coding region: 225-587 (120 amino acids)
Biological process (GO): positive regulation of cell population proliferation; positive regulation of MAPK cascade
Cellular component (GO): cytoplasm
Molecular function (GO): growth factor activity; cytokine activity
Source: RefSeq, a predicted model, not a curated record